UUCGUAGCUCGCUUCAGUCAGUACGACGCGCGUCGUCCUUGCAAGCGUAUGGUGUUUAUUUACGUAUCACGUUGAAACGUCCUUCCUUUUUCAAUAAUCUACGGAGUGUGAGAAAUAAAACGAGAUAAAGAACAUAUAGUUGUGUUAUGUUCUCUUACGCGAUCAUCGGUUUUUAAUGACUUUUUACGAUCGGUUUUUAAAGCAUAAUUGAAUUCCAAAAAAUAAAAACGUAUAAAUAAUAAUAAACAAAUGAGUGAAUAAUCGAAAAAAGUAGAAGAACAGAUCGUGAAUCUCUUAAAGUUAGCAGGACAGUUGUUUGGUGUUUGUGUUGUUAGAUAUGUACGCGGGAAAAUUCUGAUUCGCGUACUUUCGCGAGAAGAGACGAAGAAGAAGGAAGAAGAGGAGGUGAGAAGGAGGAAAGAGAGGGAGAGAGAAGGAGAGAAAAGGUCAUGGAGGACAUCGGAUCGCAGGAUAAUAAUGCCUCCUCCUGUUUUGGUACAGGAAGCGUGGCUGGUGCCGUGAUUGGGACAUUUUUAACGACCAUCAUUUUAUCUGCCGUUGCAGUGGUACUUUACAAACAAUGGCGCAGACACAAGGGUAAACAUUUGGUGUUGGUGACGGAUCCAGAAAUAGUCGAGGAUGCGUAUGCAUUCGACAAUCCUUGUUUCAAAGAUGCAACACCAGCAGUUGGAAGGAUUUCAACUGAUAGGCCGAUAACAAUAAUCCCAGAUACUCCUGCUAAGGAUUCUACGCGUUGGUCGACCCCAUGGACGUCGUUGGGGAUUGGUUCGACCAAUCGGAACGAUAAGAGGAGAACGUUGGAUGACUCGUGCCUCGGUCCCAAAGCUACCAGGGUCUGCGUAGUCAGUCUCAGAAGUCGAGAUUUCACUGGACUUGGAUUCAACGUUUGCGGAAACAUGAGAGAAGGCAUCUUCGUGAAAGAUCUUCUUCAUCGUGGACCAGCUUCGGAAUCUGGCCGAAUACAUCCUGGUGAUCGGAUUGCAAGCGUGAAAAUUAGCUUCCGGAACAUGGUGUACGAAGAUGCUCUGACGAUUUUGAGUUAUGCUUCGCCGUACGACGUUGAAUUGGAAGUAGAGAGCGGUGGUACCGGAUCAAAACCAGCAACCUUGUUGAAGAAAACCGUAGGACCGAGUCCAACGAGAAUAUGUCAUCCACUUUACAGAAGUCAAUCGAUUCCUGAAUUGUCUCAGGCUCAUAAAAGUUCGGCUAAGAGAUUGUUCAUAGCCGAUCCGAACGAGUCAGUUGGUUCGAAUUAUUCGACGAUGAAUUCGACCUUAAAAUCUUCCAAAUCUACGCCAGGUAGCCAUACUUUGGAGAGGCGUCACGACGAGGCAAAAAACAAUCAUCACAAAUUUGGUAUCAAAGUAUUACCUGCACUGGAUGGUACCGUUCAUCGUAUCGAAAAUCAGAACGAACAUAACACGAACUUGGAACGAAGGCAUUCGAAAAAGAUGGACGUUGAGAAACACAUGUCCAGCAGUUCGGCUGUCAACUUAACCGAGAGUGCUACAUCGGAAAAUCAAAAUAAAGUUCGUAACGCGGAACCACAGAGAUCCGACAAUCUUCCGAAUCUUUUGAAAUCGACCAAGCGAAGUUUGGAAAUGAAUGGUAUCGACGUUCUUGACAAUUCAGAUAAAUCUACGAACGAAUCGAUAACUAUACCUUCGGAGGUACCGGCCGAAGUUCACAACGCAGCGAUGGCUGCUCGUAGGAAUAGGAAAAACAGUGCGGAGUUGUUGAAUUCGCCGAAAAUUACUGGAGUGUCGCAGGAUUCUAACGACGUGGACGAUCCUAAGAGUCCACCUAAAAAUAAAAGAAAAGCACCGGCACCGCCUAAAACAUCAACUACAACAACGAAUAGUAGCAACAACGAGCCGGAUUUUGUAACACCGGUGAAGAAAAUCCUAACACCUACUAGAUCGCCGCACGAUCUCGAAAAGGAGGACGCGAUCGACAGCAUUGCGGAUUAUACCGAAUCUCUGAACGAUUACGUGAACAAGGUGAGAGACACGACGGAUGAAACUGAAAUACGUAGACCGAGACUCGAAAGUCAUAUCGUUCAUAGAAGAAAUUCGGAAUCGGAUACGGACAGCGAGGUUCAGAAUAGUUUUACAACUAUCGAGUUGAAUUCGGCUGAUAUUACGAUUCAUCGUACCCCGGUACCCGAGGUGAACGACGACGAGGAGGAUGACGUUUAUAGGAAGGCCGCGAGUCUAGGGGAUUUGUCGAAAUACGAAAGCAAAACGUCGACUCCGUUGGAAAGGGCCCAGAGUCUCGAUAUGACGGACACUGGUUCGAAAAAAAGGAAGGCUCCAUUACCGCCCGAAGACAUAAACGAGUCGACCGAAGAUCUUACGAAGCUCGAUCAAAUGGAUGCGUUUGAUAAAUGCAAAUUGAAGAAAUCUAACGAGUGGGGUACUUUGGAAGACGUCCUUUGGACCAAGGAAGAUGAGGACGAGAGAUCGAAAAAGCCAAGGAUGCGUAAAAAGAGUAACAGCACUUUGGAAAGAUCCAAAUCAGCUGUAGAAAUCAAAUUGAAAGACGAAGUACUCUCGCCGGUAGUUAAUGACAGAUUGGAUAACAUUGAGGCUGAUGAUAAUGAAACGAGUAUCGAAUUGUAUAAUUUACCUCUGAGCAAACGUCUAACCCAAGAAUUUAUACACGCGGAAAGGAUGUUUAAUCCCGACGAGGAUAAUUCCUUAGCUAGAAUCGUGAACGACGGUACGGUUGUUAAGAGUCCAACGAUGGAAGAGAUGGAAUUAGAUUUCAGGCAAGCCAAACCAUUGCCGAGCGAAGAUGACGAAGACGAUACGAUUGCCAUCGCCGAGGAUAAUGAUUACGGUAGUCCCGUUAACGAGGAUUUCAGCAGAGCCUUGCGUUAUUUCGAGAUGCAUGCCAGCAAAUCACCGACCAAUUCUAACGAGUCUACGAAAGUUAAUUUAACGCGUUUGGACGAAUGGAGGGAAGAGAGUUUACGUUUGUCCAACGACGCGACACUUUACCUUGGCAAAAAGGUAGUCGUCGAGGAACCAAUGACUAAGAUUUUACUCGAUAAGAAGUGCCGCGGUUGCGAGGAAAAAUAUGGACAACACGAGCACAAUUGUAAGAGACGUUCUCUUGAAUCUGUUCAAGAUAAUAAGAGGUAUCACAAUAACGAUUCUCAAGAACAUAGCAGACAAUCAACUCCAGAAAACAAGAAUUUUGAAUCUGUUUAUUCUAGCACCGUAAAAGAUAUAAAUGUUGGACGAUCUUCCACUCCAACCCAUUCCAAAGUAAACUCUUCCAAAUUGGAUACAGAAAUCUCGAAAAGUCAAGAACUCAAAUCCAACAACGAGUUCAAUGUCGAGCAUAGAGAAAAUUCUGUCUCGAGUUUUCAUGCAAAUAGGUCGAAAUUCGAAGAGAAAUCUGAUCAACGUGGAAGAUAUUCCCCGGUAAAAUCCAAAUCUCCUACGGAAUCGUUGCUAGAGUCGCACUUUACCAAACGUAGCGUAGGCGUAUCUAAUAACACGGAACAAGAGCGAGAAGAUAAUCGUAACGAAGAUGAUGAGGAAGAAGUAGAAGAGGAAAUAGAAGAGGAAGACGAGUAUGAGUUUGGAUCUAAUGUAACUGUCAACAGCAAGAACUUCUCUCCGAAUAAUGAUAGACAUAAUAUAAGCAACGUAAGUGUGUCCAGUGGAGAAAACAGCGAAGACAGUGGACUCGUUAGGGAAUCCAUUGAUUAUAAUUCGCAGGAAUCCGAAAGUCGUCCACCAUUACCGAGUACACCGAUGCCAAAUAAUUCGCAGAAGAUGACGUAUAUAACAGAAAUCAAGGUCUCAGCUAACAGAGACAAUAUUCGCGACCAUGAUAACGAAACCGAAGAUGUACAAGCUGUUACGAGUAAUAACGGUGAGGCUAAAAAAUUAACUCAUCACGAAAUCAUGGUAACGUCCAAUGGUAAACCAAAUUCGGGAAAGAAACCACCAGUUCCUCCUAGAAGAUCGGAUAUUACGAAAAUGGUUAAGGAUGAUAAGACGGAAAAGAACGUAGUUUAUGUAUCAGAAUACAAAUCAAUGACCGGCAAGGAUGCACAAAUUUCUGAUACCAAUCUUCCUGACGAGAAACAAUCUGAAGGUAAUAAAAAAUUUGAACAUUGGAUUUUCCUUGGUGAUAAUAAGGAUCAAAAUCGAUGGGGUAAUGGUAGUAGCCAACCGCAAUCUGUUACGAAUAUUAUGUUAUCUUCUGGAGAUGAUAAGAUGCUAAAUCAGUGAGGGGAAAGUGAAAGAGAGAGAGAAAGAGAAAAGGAAGGAGAUAACUUUAAAACAUUUCUUUUAAAUGUUUUAAGUCAUACAAUAAUAAUCCAGAAUUGGAUUGUCAUGUAAAAAUAUGUAAGUAAGGAUAACAACAAAUUGGGCAAUACUAUUAAUUAAUUUUCCUCGAUUAAAAAAAUAAUAAUGAUCAUUGAAAUAUUAUCUAAUGGUGCCUGUACUAAAACGUUUAUCUGACAAAAGAAGUAUACUCAGGAAUGCGUAUAUCUGAAAAUAAUACUUUAAAUGAGAACCGAGAAUGAAAUGUGGUGUCAGAAUAUCGAUAAAUAAUAUUUCAACGCGGAUCAAGAGUAUAUUUUUCUAUUUAAAUAAUAUUAAGUCCACGAGAUAUGGACAAACGUCGUUUAAGAUUCUGCAUUUUACAUGACGUUUAUUGUCACCAAUUUCUGUACGAAUGCUCACAUUAAAUGUUUUCAAAUAAUCAUCGCAAGGGUGUGUGAUCGAUAAAAAUUAUUUGAACGUAACAUUUAAAAGUGAAAUUCUUUAGAAUCGAAAUGCAACAAAAAUUGCUCGUAGAAAUAGUGUCGUUUGUUUGUAAAAAAGAAAAAAAAAACCAAAAAAAUAAGAGAGAAAAAAAGUUAAACACACGCACAGUUUUAACAUUUUAUUUCUGAUAGUACUCGUAGUAUUAACCCUUUCGUUCCAGCAUAAUUUGGCUUGCAUAUGGGUCGGUCCGUCAGUCAAUCAUUCAUCCGAGACCUUUGUCACAGCGACAAAAUAUGUGGGUCGCUAGUAACGAAAGGGUUAAAUAAUUUUAGUCUUUUCUUUUUUUUUUUAAUUUUUGUCUCUUAACAUAUUAGUCAUAACUUUUAUUUAUUGACCAAUUCAUAAUAGAUACGAUGAAAGGACUUUGAACUUUGAAAAAAUAUAUUUUACAAAAUAUUCGGCACGCAAAAGAAAAUCAAUGGAAAUAAAUAAUUAACGUCAUGUGCCAUAAGUGAUCAUCUAUGUGGCAAUGAAUAAGGAAGAGAUUAGAAUUUGAAAGAUUAUUAACAAAAAUAAAUAGAAAAAUGGUGCGCGGGUGAAAAGGAAAAAAAUUGCACAAAUUGUUGA
Messenger RNA from Polistes canadensis, 5381 nucleotides. RefSeq lists its product as uncharacterized. Gene Ontology annotation, molecular function: protein binding. The transcript is spliced from 4 exons. The record is from RefSeq and is a predicted model, not a curated record. The coding region runs from base 450 to 4271 and encodes 1273 amino acids. NCBI's taxonomy places the organism in Eukaryota, Metazoa, Arthropoda, Insecta, Hymenoptera, Vespidae.